CCGCAGCCCACCUCCCACCUGGGGCUGGCACGGGGGGUCAAAGCCCCCACCCGGCGUGGCAGCCCGCAAAGAAAUCGUGCGGCAGAAACUUUCUGUCCCCUCUUCCCUCCCCGAGCUGGACUCCGGAGGGUUACGAGGGAGAAGGAGGGAAGAAAGGGAGGGAGGGAGGGAAGAGAGGGGGUUAGACAGCUCUGCAACAUUAUUGGCUGCGUGGCCGGGCUGGUGCUCGCCGGGAGAGCAUGCCCAUUGGGGGGGUAUAAAAGGGGGGCAGCCGAAGCGCCUUGCCUGUCUCCUCGCUCGUGGGGCAGCCAGCUGGGAGCAGCGGGCAGUGAGGCAGCCGGCCCCUCCGCCCCGGCCAGGGGGACGCACUCAGUAAACACAAAAGUGAGAGCCACUCAAGGGGCAGCCAAAGCAGGAGGAGAGAAAGAGAAGGGAAGAAAAAAAGGGUGAAAAAAACACCCAGGAAAAAAAGAAAAAGGAAAAGGAAAGCGCUCGCUCGCUCUUUCUCUAGAAUAACAAAAUACCUGAUCGUAACAAAAUAACAUCCUUCAGACAAAAUCCAGCAGUGACUUGACAUACCAAAAAGGCAAGGCGAGGAGAACGUGCCAGGGCCCGGGGAAGGCGAGCCAAAGCCGCGAUCGCUGCCAGGGCAGGAGAGCAGCAUGUCAAGCGCCGGGGCACACACGGAUGAGCGCUGCCGGCAGCCCGCCUUCCUUCCCGGCCCGCCGCCGCCGCCAGAAGUUGAGAGUAGCAGCGGCAGUGCCAAGGUGCAGAGGAUGUGCGCGGCGAGGCGGAUGCUGCUGCUGCUGCUGGCUUUCCUGGCCUACGCACUGGAUUCAGCGGCCGCGUACGGCACGGCGGAGACCCUCUGCGGCGGGGAGCUGGUGGACACACUGCAGUUCGUCUGCGGGGACAGGGGCUUCUAUUUCAGUAGACCGGUGGGACGAAAUAACCGGCGGAUCAACCGGGGUAUUGUGGAGGAGUGCUGCUUUCGGAGCUGUGACCUGGCUCUGCUGGAAACAUACUGCGCCAAGUCCGUCAAGUCGGAGCGUGACCUCUCCGCCACCUCCCUGUCAGGCCUGCCAGCCCUCAACAAGGAGAGCUUCCAGAAGCCCUCGCACGCCAAAUACUCCAAGUAUGACCUGUGGCAGAAGAAGAGCUCCCAGCGGCUGCAGCGGGAAGUGCCCAGCAUCCUGCGGGCUCGCCAGUACCGGUGGCAGGCAGAGGGGCUGCAAGCAGCUGAGGAAGCCAAGGUGCUGCAUCGUCCCCUCAUCUCCCUGCCCAGCCAGAGGCCUCCAGCGGUGCGAGCCUCCCCGGAGACGGCUGGCCCCCAGAAAUGAACCCUGACCAGCUGUCUCGAUUUUUGAUCUCCUGGGGGAGGGCGGGAGGACUGGUGAUUCCCGACCCCCAAGCCCCUCCGUCCCCGGGGCCGCUGAGCCAAGGAGCGGGGCGGCGGGGCACCCUCACGCCGCUCUGGCCCCAACCAAACAACUGACACAGCAAGGAGGGGAUGGCGGCGGCAGCGGCGGUGGCGAGCAGCACCGCUCCCACGGCAUCGUCCUUUAGGGGUGGGGGGGAGGGUUGUUUCGUUUCCCACACCUGUUUCAUUCCCCCGUGCCCCCAGUAUUUCCAAGCCUGUACUUGCAAAGGGACAGUUUGGCACUUGAACUUUUUGCUGCCGGGUGCUGCGUGACAUCCCCGGUGCCAACACCAGAAGACAAAAGAAAGAGCAAGAGGGAAAAAGGAUAUGAAAUUAAAAAUUUUUUUUUACCUUUUUUUUCUCGUGAAGAGUCCAUUCCAUGUCUUUCUUGACAAUAAAGUGAAAAAAAAACCACAAUAAAAUGGGGAGAAAUAUUGAGGGAUAAAAUUUUUUUGCCUCAUUCCCACCCCACUUUUUUCUUCUUAUUUUGUUCUUUUUUUUUCUUUUGGUUUUCUUAUUUUUAUAACUUUCUUUUGCACCUUUAAACAAAAAAUGUACCUUAGAAGAAGUUCCGAGGAGCCCCCAUCUGCGUUUUUGUGUGUGUGCUUCAUUACAAGAUUCCAAAUCGACUUGCACCUUUUUGAAAUCACCGAUGAUGUGAGAAAGAGAGGAAGAGGAGAGAGAAAGCGAGAAAGAGAGAAGGAAAAGGAAAGGGGAAAGAAGAAAAAAAAGAAAAAAGUGAGCUGAUGCUCACUUUAAAUGGAGAAGGCGUCUGCAUUGCACAUUUGCCACGGAUUUAGUUGAUUUAUAUAUAUAAUAUAUUAUAUAACUUUUUUGGCAAAAAAAGCACUAUUUUUAUGGGACAUUUUGUGUAGUAUCUGAAGAGGGAUUGUAAUGUUUAAAAUGUGUUAUGGUGCUAAAGUAAGUUGGAAGGGAAAAAACCCAGAAAUAGCAAGGGAGGGUGGGGAGGGAAGACAAGAUAGCGAAUACUGAACUUGAAAUUUUAGCUUUUCGUUUUAGGAAAAGUGUGAUAAAUGUGUUUCUUUUCUCUUCUGAAAUACAGCUUGGUCAUGACCAUAUGAGCUAGUUGGCUGUUACUCAUGUACACAGAUGCACGCACACACAGAAAUACAUCAACACGCAUCCUUUUUUAAAAAAAAAAAACAACAAA
This is a messenger RNA of Myiozetetes cayanensis, 2591 nucleotides long. RefSeq names its product insulin-like growth factor II. The record is from RefSeq and is a predicted model, not a curated record. NCBI's taxonomy places the organism in Eukaryota, Metazoa, Chordata, Aves, Passeriformes, Tyrannidae. Gene Ontology annotation, cellular component: extracellular region. The transcript has 4 exons. Bases 663 to 1340 code for a protein of 225 amino acids. Gene Ontology annotation, molecular function: growth factor activity; hormone activity.